Messenger RNA from Microsporum canis CBS 113480, 1008 nucleotides. RefSeq lists its product as hypothetical. NCBI's taxonomy places the organism in Eukaryota, Fungi, Ascomycota, Eurotiomycetes, Onygenales, Arthrodermataceae. The record is from RefSeq and is a predicted model, not a curated record. The transcript is spliced from 4 exons. Bases 1 to 1008 code for a protein of 335 amino acids.
AUGACGAAAUGUCGGCUUCGUCAUCUUAUAGUCGUCACAGCCUCCAUGCUAGCCUGCGUCUGGUACUUCCUUGGUGGUGAACUCAGAGCAAUUGCAGACCAGUAUAAUGUCCGAGGCUAUCUCAAAGACUCCUUUGACUCGACCAAGCAGCCUAUCAGACCGACGAAUGCCGUAGCCGUUGGCGACAAGGUCAUUGUCAUGGCCGCUCUGGAGGAGGAAGACACCCGUUGGGUCCAGGAAUACCUCCCUGAGUAUGAGACCCUCAUCCCCCACUGGCAACGGGCAAUCUACACUGUUAAUCCAUCGCCGGAGACCCUCAAAGACCCAAACCAUCUCUCCACACCAACGAACAAAGGCCAUGAAGCUAUGGCAUACCUCACGUAUGUCAUAGAACACUACCACUCUCUCCCGUCUAUCGUCGCCUUCCUACACUCUCACCGUAACGGCUUCGUCAAGGCAUGGCACGUCGACGCCCCGCUGCACGAUAACGCUAUGGCGAUGCAAUCUUUGCAAACAAACUAUAUCAGAGAGAACGGCUACGUUAACCUACGAUGUAUGCGGAACUUGGGUUGCGCAUCGCCCGGCCGACACCCACUCAUAACGCCCGAAGUGUGGGACCAGCUCUUCAACGGAACGACGCAGGGGAAACGUACCGCCACUACCACCGAGGGCGACGACAAGGGUGUUAUUCGCUCAGUCGUACCGGUGCCGGAAAUAGUAAUGGUUGCAUGCUGUGCGCAGUUUGCUGUAUCGAGGGAACAGGUCCGGUUGCGGCCGUUAGAGGAUUACGUGCAUUUCAGGCAGUGGCUGUUUGAUACCUCACUCAAUGAUGCUACCAGCGGUCGUGUAUUCGAGUAUCUCUGGCAUAUAAUCUUUGGCAAGAAUGCUGUAUACUGCCCGGAGGAGGAUACCUGCUACUGCAAAAUGGAAUGCUUAAUCUCCAGCGGCAAAUCCCGGAUCCCUUCUAAUAAGCUGUUCAUGGGGAAUGUUCUCAUCACCGGCAGCUGA